AAAGAUUUCUGAGGUAGUUAAUCAAUCAAAGAUUAUAAAAAUGUGUGUGGGUUUAAUGAAUGGGAUGCAGUUAAACUUGAUUAUGUGAUUCUUAAUGUAUUAUUACUGCUGAAACAUGAAUGAAAUGAUAAUUUCCGUUAGUCAUUACGAUAAUUAGUCUCGUGAGGGAACUGCAGGAAAUUGUGUAACGGUUUCUGUCUUCCGUAUAUUUUGUUCGUUUUGUUAAAAGCAUUCACUGACAUCCCCAGUGUUCGUUAUUUUGAUAUAUAAAGAGGAACAAAAGCUUAAUUUAAUAUGAAAUAAUAUGAGCCUCAAUACAUUGAGGGGGUGAAAAUCCCGCACGGGAAAUUACGUCCGUCUCCCAUAGCCCAAAAAAUGUACACAUUUGGAGAAAUAUUGAUUGAUUUUCAUAGGAUUACUUAAAAUGUUGUUAUAGAUUAGUCUUAUUUUUAACCAAGAAUAGGCGAUGCGCCAAUUAUGAAGCGCUAAACUCUCUCAUAAUACCCGUUUCAUUCAUACUUGACGCUGGAGGGCGCCCUCGUGCAAAACAAUCCACGAGCGAGAGUCAUAGAAGUAACGUUAUAAUGAUGUUUCAGGCAAUCAAGUACAUAAAGGCAUACUCCGUAGCUGAAUAAGAAGCUGCCAGAAAUGCUUUAACUUGACAAUAAACACACGAUUGAGACAAUAUGUGGUUUAUCUGUGUUUUUCAAGCCAUCUCGGGUAUUUUAAUAAGAAUAAAGUGCAUGUAUAAUGUAAUGGUAAUCGACUUAGCCUUUAUCACUAUAGUAUAAUACAUUUUCUAAUUUAUUUAGUGAUAAGAAGCGUCUUUAGAUCGAAAACAGAAGUUAUUUAAAACACUUUUAAACUGAGUUUUGAGCAAAAACGUAUUAAUCUCAUAAAAUGUUGAUCCUGUGCUAAACUAACAUAGUUGGCACUUUUGCACCAGUUAGCAGCAGCAAUUAUAUUUUACGAAUAACUUAAACAUAAUGAAAUAAUUGACACUAUACUCUCUCUCUCUCUCUCACUUGACGGCGAGAAAGGGCACUUUUCUUUUCUUUUAAAACAGAAACGCAUAGUAAUAGAAACACAUAUUCGUCCAUCCGUGCAUUUGUAUUAUUUUACCUAUUUCUCCCUUUUCCUUGUUUGCAAACAGGUCGUUGCUCCUGCUGUGUGAGUAUUUGACUGACGGGCUGACAGAUUCUCAGUAUCUUAAUUUAACUUACCUUCACUAGAUCAGACCUCAAUUUUAAAACAGCAGAAUAAUUAGCAGAGAUAAAGAACAUGGACAUAAAUUGUGAUGUCAUUCAUCUUCAUUUGUUGCUGUCUUGUUACUUUGUGGUAAAUUAAUAUAAACUUCUGUCUGCCAUCGUGUAUGACUAUUUUAGAUUUUCCAUUUUCAUAAAAUUAGUAGGCAAUAAUAAUUUAUGUUUAAUGACUUUAAAGUUAUUCUAUAGUAGUCAACAUUUGAAAUGGAUAAAAAAAAUUCAUCAAAGAACGCAUUUUGGUUUUAGGUUUUAGGACAACUCUGAUGAAAGGUGUUGAUCCACUUCAAAUGUUGACUAGUGUAUACAUGUCAAUCUAUACAGACCUAUGUAAUAUUUGACUCUUAUAUCAGUGAAUGAUAUACAAGUAAUCACUUUGUUCUGUAAAUCUGCUGUAUCUGUAGUCUUUGCUUGUCAGAUCAUUGCCAGGCUGUUACUGUAAAUAAUUAGUUCUUAAGCGACUUGCCUGGUAAUAAUAAUAACAAUAAUAGUAGUAAUUGCAUCCUCUGUGGUAAGUGAUCUUUUUAAUGACUGUCUGGCACAUAGAUGUAUAAUAAUAAUCUAUAUCAGCUUAUUUACAGCUUGCAAUACCAUCUGUUUUAAGCACUUAGCAUUUGCAUAAUAUUUGUGACUAGCUGAUAAAGAUCUUAACUUAUUUCGUUUACUUAUUAUAUUUUGUCGUCUUUCAGUGUUUUCCUCCCUGCUUCCAACUGUGGCCAUCUGCACCUUCAUUUCAAGAGGUGACAUUGCUGCUUUGAGUGUCUAUAUUUUAAGGGGUUAUCCACAGCUAGAAACAAUGAUUUGUCAGCUUGAAAAAAGUGUGGGGACCUUCAAUUGCGUAAGUAACUUCCUUACACACAAUUUUAGUUCAAGUGAUAUUAAUAGUGUGUUCUUUAUUGUUACCAUUGUUUAGGGAUGCACCGAAAUUUCGGCUGCCGAAAACAUGGUGUUAUAUAGUCUGUACUAGGCAACACUGGUAAAAUGACGCUACCCUCUUGUUCACUAAUCUGCUCCCCUCUAUGCUCUGCUCAGAUGCUGUGAUAAUAAUAGCUUUGUAGGGCUAUACAUUAUUUGGAUAUUUAGUAAAAAAUAAAUUAAAUAAAAUCUGAUUCUGUCGCAUAGAACUGAAUAAAAAUAAUAUAUUGAUAUUCCAUAUUAAUAUAUAUUUUUUGGCAAAUGUUAUUGUGUUGCCUUCAACAAAAGUGUGGUUAUUUUAUUGGCUUGCAUUUUUAAAAUUCAGUAUCAUUAAAAUGAUUGAGUUAAACUAAAAAGUCUUACAAAAUGAUUUUUUAUAUUAUUUAAUAAAAUAAUUAUUAAAAAGCUGUUUUGGUUUUCGGCCAAGUGCAUCCAGAGUUUUUGGUUUCGACCCUUAAUUUUCAUUUCGGUGCAUCCCUACUAUUGUUAUCAUUCUUACUAAUAAUGUGUAUUAUAUUAAUUAUUUAGUAAUUUAUGUAAAUGUUGCUUGCCAGUUUGCAUUUAACAAUAUAACUGACUUUUUUUUCUUUCUGUGUGUGUCUGUCUUCACCUCUCCUGUCCUUUCCUGUCCAUACCUUUAUAUUCUUCACUCAAUACUUUAUCUUGCUUACUGAUUUAAACAAAUGCUUCUUCCAUCCUUUCUCUUCCAAACUGACAACUGGCCUGCACAUCAAAUGCUGCUGCACUGCUUGCUGCUUUGCUUGCUCGCACUAUAAACUGCAAGAUGCAAAUUCAGAUCUGCUACUAACCCCUUAUGCACCUAAGCUUUGCUUGCAAACGCAUCUUUUAAAAAAAGGCCAUACCCCAUGAUUUUUGAUCUAUGAUAAUCUAUGUUUCUCGAUACAAUCUGAUACACUCUUGAUUGCAUACUUAAUACCACAAAGAUUUACACCCAUAUCACACUUUGAAAAAUCAAUCUCAAACCACAGUUCUCAGUGUUGAAACGUUACCAUGCCAAGAAAAGGAAAGAGGAGUGAAUCUCAGAAACAACGCAGAAAGCUACAAUCUUCAUUGGGCACCAAUAACAGUACCAACCCUGUAUCAGGUAUGAAUGAUUCAAUUCCAUACGUUGUGUCUGUUACAGCGUCCCAUUGUCAAACUGACCCUAGAUACAACAUUUACUCCAGAGGCCGCCAGUGUACUUGUAAUUCCUUAAUGUUCCUAGCAGUCCAUAAUGAACGAAAUGAGCUACAGAGUUUCGAUUUAGAUGGCAUUUUACAGAAAGGUGAUGCAGUUUACACUAGUGUCAAACGAUCUCUGCAGAACAAAGGAAAAUUUGUAGGUAAUUUUAAAAUUUUGACGAGCUACCAAACACAAUUGAGACACACUCUCGCUGCUACAACAUCCUGAAACAUCCCCAGAGGUUUGGAUUUCUCAGAGAUAUACCUGCUCUAGGCAACUAUGAAAAUCUUGAGAAUACUCUGCAGUGUCUCAGAGCUGAUGUGAGUGAUGCUUUGCUGUUGUGUGGAGGCUCAUGCAUCGCUGUAUUCAGAGAUCGAUCAGGGAGGUUUGGUUAUUUUGAUUCUCACUGCAGAUCAAUAUAUGGAAUGCCUGCCGAUGAAGGCACAGGUACGGCUGUUUCUUUGACGUUUCAUCAGUUGCCAGAUCUCGUGGAUAGGCUUUUACUAUUGUUUCAAGGGUGUUUCGAUUUGAGAGACCAGGAAGAGUUUGAGCUGCUGCCUCUAUCAUUCAUUAGCAUGAUGACUGAAAGCUGUGUACAUACUGAAGUCUCCCUGAACUGCUGUGAUCUUCAACAUGUGCAACCAUCCAUCUCGUUUGAGAACAAAGCUCUGUCAAACAAUGAACAGUGCACGUCUGCUGAUGUCCUACAACAUGUUCAAUUCCAAGAUCCAGUUCAACAACUAUCUGAGACUGCUGUUAACAGAGCCACAUCAACUGAUGAACAAGACCACUUGACUGAAGUCUUCCUGAACUGCUGUGACCUUGAACAUGAUGUGCAACCAUCAUUCUCAUUUGAGAACAAACCUCUGUCAAAUGAUGAACAGUGCUCGUCUGCUGAUGUCCCACAACAGUAUGUUCAAGUCCAAGGUCCAGUUCAACAACUAUCUGAGACUGCUAUUACCAGAGCCACAUCAACUGAUGAACAAGUUCAAACUACUGUCACUAAGAAUCAAGAUAAAUAUAAAAAUGUACCAUUGAGUGAACUUUCUCAUAACAUACUGUCACAUGAUCAAUUGGCAUUGUCAGCUCCAAAUCACCAGAAUUCACAAUUCACAGUCAAGCAGACAGAAAAACUGAACAAGACUCAAAAGAGAAAGUCAUACUAUAAAAAAUGGCACAAAGAAAUGGUUCAGAGCCAAGGUGUUUAUGACAAAAAACAGACUGUACGUGAAGUCUAUGAUUAUAAAACAAGCAGUGAAUACAGACAAAGACAUAACCAAGCCAUGAUGAACAACUAUUGGAAUAAAAUGACUUAUAGAGAAAAACACAAACAAGCAAUGAAAAACAACUAUAAAAAUAAUGAAAAAUACAGAGGGAAUAAAAAGAGUAAAAUAACCUUAAAUUACAAGAAUGAUGAACAAUACAGGGAGAGACAAAAGAAUUAUAUCAUUCAGAAUUACAGGAAUCGGGAACAAUUCAGGGAGAGACAAAAUAAUUAUAUCAUUCAGAAUUACAGGAAUGAUGAACAAUUCAGGAAGAGACAAAAUAAUUAUAUCAUUCAGAAUUACAGGAACAAUCCUAAAUAUGAGAAAAAGCAUAAGCAAAAUCUUGUUGACAGAUAAUUAAAAGAUCCCAUUUUUAGGCAAAGGAAAAAGGACCAUUACACAAACCGAUGCAAAAAUGAUCCUAAUUUCUAUAAAAAAAGGAAGGACAUUUUUAAACAGCAUUAUCACUGUGAUGCUCAUUUUAGGGCUCGUCAGAGAGAAUAUUAUUUAUUCAAAUCUAAAAACAAAACAUCUGCGCUUAAGAUGCUUCACAAAGUACAUUGUGCAAAAGAGAUACAGUACAAAUACAAAAAAAUGUAUUUGAUGCGCCGGCAGAGAGAAGCAUUACAAGAUAGCCAGCAUGACAUAGUACAAGAUCCAGUCAUGUUAAGAGCCUUAAAUAUCUUCAGAGAUGUUAUAAAACAGGGGCCAACUUAUGUCUGCACAUGCUGUGCCAGAGCGCUCUUCCCCAAUCAAGUGCGUAAUUGUGAAGUGCGUAAAUAUAAACAAAAUCCAACAGUUGCUGCACUUUGCUUGACUGGAAACUAUGUUCACAUCUGCUCUGACUGCCCUGAUCGAUGUGCCUUGGAAGACAUGAAAACAGAAUGGAUCUGUCACAGCUGCCAUACAACACUUUUGAGAGGUGUAAUGCCAGAUAUUGCUGUAGCUAAUAUGCUUCAGUUCACUCCCAUUCCUCCAGAACUGUGUGACUUGAAUAUUCUAGAAAGACAUGUUAUUGCAAAGUACAUUCCCUUUGCAAAAAUUUUAACACUUCCUAAAGGCCAACAGAGAGCUAUAAAAGGAGCUGUAAUUUCUGUCGCAUCUGAAGUGGAAACAACAGUAAAUUGUUUACCCAGACCAAGAAGUGAAUCACAGCUGCUUACAGUGAAACUGAAAAGACGUCUGUGCUACCAAGGUCACUAUCAGUUCCAGACUUUGAACAUGCAUAAGGUCUUGUCUGCUUUAAGAAAACUAAAAGAAAUCCAUUCAGAAUAUAAAGAUAUCAUCAUUAAUGCAGCACUCUCAGAAGAAGAGAUGUUCAAUGAGCAUGAACAGUCCGCAAAUGACAUCAGUGCUCCUGAUGAGGAAAUGGAUAUUGAGAGCAGCAGCCUAAAUGAGAACACUGAAGAACAGAGCAAUGAGAAUGAACACAAUGAUUCAAGUGAUGACCCUGAGAAUACUGCAGAAGAGCAAUCAAGAGGCCUUGCUUUGGAUACAUGUCUUCAGCCCCCAGAUCUUGGUCAGCUGCUGUUGUCUUAUGAUGACGGAAUAUUUUGCAUUGCUCCAGCAGCAAAAAACAGUCCUGUAAGCAUUUUCAAAGUAAAAAAACUUGAAUCCAUGUCGUUCCCUGUGCAGUUCCCUGAUGGGAAAAAUACCUUUGAUGAGCCUGACAGAGCAAAACAUGUUUCCCCCAGCAGAUACUUUAACACAAGGCUAUUCUCUGUUGACAAUCGUUGUGCAAAAGACACAAGCUACAUCUUCUUUGCUCAGUUUGUCACUGAAAUGCACAUGGCCACAUCUAGUAUAUCUAUCCAGCUGAGAAAAGCAAAACCCAUGACCCGUAAUGGACGCAGAAUAAACUCUUCACUGCUGCAAGACAAACAGGAGUUAGAAAAGCUUGUGAAUAAUAAGGAGGCAACACGUUUCAUGCAACCAUUAAGAGGGACUCCAGCGUACUGGGAGAAAACUGUACGUGAGCUUUUCUCGAUGUUAAGACAACUCGGUGUUCCUACAUUUUUCUGUACGUUUAGUGCUGCUGAGAUGAGAUGGCCUGAAGUGAUUACUGCUAUUAAAGCACAACAAGGUGAAACUGUGAACUUUGAUGAAUUAGACUGGUCUGAAAAAUGUGAAAUAUUAAGAAGCAACCCAGUCACAGCCAUGCGGAUGUUUGAAAAACGCGUUGAAGCCUUAAUGAGGGAUCUAAUCAUGUCACCCGCUCGGCCUAUCGGUGAGGUAAUUGACUUUUUUUACAGAGUAGAAUUUCAGUUACGUGGCUCUCCACAUUCACUGCUUAUUUUGGGUGAAAGAUGCUCCAGAGUACGAAAAAGAUCAAGAUCAGGAUGUUUGUGAUUUCGUUGAUAAAUACAUCUCAUGCAAAUUACCAGACCCAAACAAAGACCCAGAACUGCACAGAAUUGUAAGUGAAGUACAGAUGCACAGCCGUAAUCACUCCAAAUCAUGUAGAAAGAACAAGAAGCACUGCAGAUUUGGAUUUCCUAAACCACCCAUUAACAGAACCACGAUAGCCCGCCCCAGACCUCCUCCUGCAGAACAGUCUGAUGAUGAGAAUGGAUCAGAGGAAAGAGAUUAUGCCAGUGUUGCAAAAGAACAGCUACAGAAGGUGUGGGAUCUACUGAAUGACUCAAAACAGAGUUUUGAAACCAUUACACAGCUACUUAAUCAAGUAAACAUAACUUAUGAAGAGUAUGAGAAACAUAUUGAGGCUCUGUCUACAUCAAGUUUAAUAGUUAUGGAGAGACGACCACAGGACUGCUGGGUUAAUGGCUACAAUCCAAUGUUAUUAAGAGCUUGGAAUGCAAACAUGGACAUACAGUUCAUUCUGAACCCCUACAGCUGUAUCAUGUACAUGCUCUCGUACAUUUCAAAAGCUGAACAUGAGAUGAGCGAUUAUCUAAAGAGAGUGAUAAAAGACUCGAGCCAUGAUGACCUGUCUGACCGUGAGUGCAUGAAGCAGGUCAUGAAUGCCUAUUCAAAGAACAGAGAAGUCAGCGCUCAAGAGGCAGUCGCUCGCACAUGCAGUCUGAAAUUGAAAUCUUCAUCACGUUCUGUCAUUUUCAUACCCACUGAUGACAAUGCUGUAAAGAUGAGUUUACCAAUGAAGUACUUGCGGACCAUGGAUGAUGACGUAGAGAAUGUGUGGAUGACAGGAUUGCCAGACAAGUACAAGGCCAGACCUAACAGACCUGAAUUUGAGAACAUGUGCACAGCUGAAUUUGCAAGUGAAUACCGCAUUGUUUAUGGAGGACGGACAAAAGGUAAAAAUGUUUUGCCACUUCAAAACAACAUGGGACACAUACAGAAAAGAACAAGGGGAAAGCCUGCUGUUAUUAGAUUUGCUCGUUUUUCACAGCAGAAAAACCCAGAAAAAUUCUAUGGAACCCUUCUAAAACUUUACCUGCCAUAUCGCAGAGAUGAACAGCUGAAGGCCACAAGAUUCCCUACAUAUGAAUCAUUUCAUGCAUUUGCUUCAGUAAAACUACCAGGCACUGAUGAACUGCAACGUGUGUUCAAUAUUGUAAAUGAAAACCGUGGGAAAUAUGAAAAACAUAGUGAGGCUAUAGAAAAGGCAAUUGAGGAUUUUGAACAGAAUGGUCCAAUUGAAGAUGCAUGGACUACACUGGCACCUGCAAAUGAACUGAUCAGAUUGGAGAGCAUUAUGGAACGCGAACCCACUGAUCCUAAUGAAGUGAAUGAGCAAGAAGACAUUCCUGAAUAUACAGCCCAAACCUCUGUCAGUAACACAGCUAUGCCACUCAUGGAGGCUGCCCAGCUAAAUCAUGCACAGAUUCGCAAAAUGUAUCAGAGCUUGAAUCAAACACAAGCUUCAAUAUUUUAUGCUGUGCGAGACUGGUGUAAAAGAUGUGUUUCUGGUGAAAGUCCACAACCGUUUCUGUAUUUUUUGAAUGGAGGAGCCGGAGUUGGUAAAUCACACGUUAUUAAAUCUAUUCAUACGGAAGCAUCCAAAAUCCUGCGUAGGCUUCCAUGCAUGCGAGAGCAUACUGACAUUUCACAGCCUACUGUUCUUUUAACCGCAUUCACAGGCACUGCAGCCUUUAAUAUCUCAGGAAAAACACUGCACUGUCUUUUGAAGCUCCCAAGAAGCUUGAAGCCUCCUUACCAAGGCCUGGGAAACAGCUUGGAUGAAAUGAGGGCAGACCUUUUUAAUGCACACAUUUUAAUUAUUGAUGAAAUCUCAAUGGUGUCAAAACAGUUGUUUGCAUAUGUGAACUGGAGACUGCAACAGAUAAAAGGAAACCAGAAACCUUUUGGUGGAUUGUCCAUACUCGCUGUUGGCGAUUUCUUCCAGCUGCCUCCUCUUGGAAGAGCAAAACCACUCUGUGUGUACGAGGACCAUAUGCUGGACUUCUGGAAAGAUAAUUUUCAAAUGAUAACACUGACACAGAUAAUGAGGCAGAGAGAUGAUCUCGCAUAUGCUGAGCUUCUCAACCGUCUGAGGGUGAAACAGAAGCACGCAAAACUGACUGAUGCGGAGAAGUGCAUGUUAGAAGCGGUCAUAAGAUCCUCCCCUGAAGAGUGUCCUAUUGAUGCAUUACACAUCUAUGCAACCAAUAAAGAGGUAGACAGUCAUAACACUGAAGCCAUAUCCUCACGCUUUUCAAAUAUCAUUAACGUUGAUGCGCAUGACUACAAAAAAGAUCCACGAACAGGUGAAAUGAAAAGGCAAGCUGUACCAUUAAAAGGAGACAAACGUGAUCUAAUUGACACUCUACAGAUUGCUAUUGGUGCACGAGUGAUGCUUACUAGAAAUAUUGAUGUAGAAGAUGGACUGGUUAAUGGGACUUUUGGCAAUGUGGCAAAAUUAACAGCUCAAACUCGAGGUGGUGUUCCUGUUGUUCAAUUAAUUGGUCUUCAUCUAGAUAAUGUGACUGCUGGACAGAAACAUCGCAACAAAGCACCUGAUGGAGAUGACAAUAUUGUCUAUAUUGAGAGGUCAGAGGAACCACUAAAAAAAAAAGGAACAGUUCGAAGGCAAUUCCCCAUGAAACUUGCUUUUGCAUGCACAAUCCAUAAAGUCCAAGGAAUGACGACUGAUUGUGCUGUCGUAUCUCUGAAGCGCAUAUUUGAAUCAGGCAUGGCAUAUGUUGCACUCAGCAGAACAACAACACUCAGCGGACUGCAUAUUACUGACUUUGAUGAAAAGAAAAUAUUCUGUGAUCCAGAAAUAAGGGCCUCCUUGGAGAACAUGCCUAAAGUAGAUUUUCACAAUAUUCAACCCAUCCUUCAUAUUGUACAGGAUUCAAAAAUGAGUUCAGCUCUUAAAAUCAUUCAUCAUAACACAGAGGGACUGGAGUGUCAUAUGGAUGAUUUGAAAUGCCACCAUGAACUUUUACUGGCUGAUGUUUUGUGUCUCACCGAAACACACCUGUCAGGCUCAGCUGUUCCUGCAUACCUCCAACUGGAUGGGUACACCAUGUACAAACGCAACAGACAUGCAUCCUACACAAACUACGUCCAUUUGGCAAAUAAGAACGGUGGUGGAGUGGCCAUUUAUGUGAAGAACAGCUUUCAAGUUUCUCCUCUGAUGUACAUCCAGAAUGUUACUGACCUGGAAUAUUUGGUUUUGAAGAUAGAAGCCCCCAAACAAGCACUUCUUGCAGUGAUCUACAGACCACCCAGUUAUAAUUUAGCAGGCUUUUUGGCAAACCUGAAUGCCCUCUUGACAUCUCUGGAGAUAAUGGAUUUCAGGCCUGUUAUAGUGUGUGGAGACUUUAAUGAAGAUCAGCUGUCUCACUGCAACAAACCUAUUCUCAAUUUGUUUGAAGAUAAAGGAUACACGCAGCUAAUCAGCACUGGGACAACCGAAAACAACACUCUUCUGGAUCCUGUGUUCAUAAGCGGUGCACACUCAAACGUCAGAGCAGGAGUUCUACAGACAUACUACAGCUAUCAUGAUCCUGUGUAUUGCGUUUUAGAGUAGAUACAUCACAAAAGCUGCACAGAUCUCAUUUAGCACUUCUGUAAAAUAAUGUCAUGAUUUUAAGAAAUAAUGCUGUCAGGGUUCUUCCAUAAAUUUCCAGGAGACGAUCAUAGAAUUUUCAAAAUCUUCAUUUUUAUUCACUGCCCCAUAUUCUGCCCACAACGGUGCAGAAAAAAAUGGGAACUCACUCAUACACAGAAUAACUAACGAAUGUACUAUCAGCACAACUGCGUUCUGGGCCUUAGAUGUUUCUCCAGGGAUCCCUCGCCAGAACUGACUCGGCCAUCGAAAAUUGAACCCUUUUAACAAAUCAGACCAUACCAUAUUAUAAUUACAGGGGGUCUCACAGGAUCCUAAUUCAAAAGUUUAGUACAUCAUAAACAAAAUUAAUAUAAGAUAUACAAAAACUUUAUACACUUAUGAAAUUACAUUCAACAAACCAAUAACAGAAAUAAACUAAAACACAAAAAUAAACUUUGUACAUAACAUCCAAACAAACCCCAAACCCAAACGGUCCCCCAAACUACAUUUCCCAUAAUUCCUAACAAAAGAUAUAAAAGGACAUCAGGAAAUGCCGCGCUCUUUUAAUACCAGGCCUUUACUCCAUGCUGCAGUCAUGGAUCCCGGCGGAACCACGGGUAAGAUAAACAAUUCAAAUAAUUAAAUAAAUUUAAACCCAUUUCUGUGUAGUUGUGAUUUCAUUCAAUCACUAGCGUGCACUCUAGUAAGGAACUGGGUCACUCUUAGUUCUUUUAAUACUAACAUAAAGAGUCAACCUACACCUCUAACACAAAAUAUUUUGGGUAAAUAAAAAAAAACUAAAAUAAAUACACAAAUUAUAAACAAGCAGACAAACAAUAAAAAUAAACCAAUUUAAAUCAAAUGUGUACUAAGUGUGGCCUUGGCCAUCACAAAUGCCAAUACAAAUGCGAAUAAAUUGUGUAUAUAUUAAAGCUUUACAUUUUCUGUCUAUUUCUUAUGUGCAUGUGCAUGUGUGUGUGUGUGUGUGUAUGUGUUAAAUAGGGAAGGUAUGUUUGUGUUUGUGUGUGUGUGUGUGUGUGUGAGUGUGAGUGAGUGUGUUAGAUAAAGAACGAAUGGAGAGUGAAUGUCCUUUCCAAGGAUCGCCACCUUGCCGUGGUGGAAAGGCUUGUGUGUUCCAGUGAUCCCAAGAGUAAGGCAUUCUGGAGCUUUUUAUUCCAGUUUGAUAUGCUUACGGGUGAGGUUCCAGAC
Molecule: messenger RNA, 11813 nt
Organism: Onychostoma macrolepis
Lineage: Eukaryota; Metazoa; Chordata; Actinopteri; Cypriniformes; Cyprinidae
Exons: 4
Coding region: 7056-10583 (1175 amino acids)
Biological process (GO): telomere maintenance; DNA repair
Molecular function (GO): DNA helicase activity
Source: RefSeq, a predicted model, not a curated record